Drosophila bipectinata is the source of this 4583-nucleotide messenger RNA. It is a transcript of the gene PolA1, whose product is annotated as DNA polymerase alpha catalytic subunit. Lineage: Eukaryota; Metazoa; Arthropoda; Insecta; Diptera; Drosophilidae. The record is from RefSeq and is a predicted model, not a curated record. Gene Ontology annotation, biological process: lagging strand elongation; mitotic DNA replication initiation; leading strand elongation. Gene Ontology annotation, molecular function: single-stranded DNA binding; DNA-directed DNA polymerase activity; chromatin binding. Gene Ontology annotation, cellular component: alpha DNA polymerase:primase complex.
ACCAAACUUCAGAGCUGAGCAACGGAGGCAAUUAGUAAAUAUUUGAAACCAAGAAUUGUAAAUAUUCAAAGCCAGCCAUGUCCGAUUCGCCUUCCGGACCCCGUGCCAAGCGGCAGCGCAUUGACAAAAAUGGGAGAUUCGCUGCCUUGGAACGAUUGCGCCAAUUAAAGGGCACAAAGAACAAAUGCCAGGUGGAGGACCAGGUGGACGAUGUCUACGAGGUGGUCGAUGAGCGGGAGUAUGCCAAGCGCGCCCAGGAGAAGUACGGCGACGAUUGGAUCGAAGAUGAUGGCACUGGGUAUGCGGAAGAUGGUCGCGACUUUUUCGAAGAUGAAGAUGAGUACUCCGACGCCGAGGAGGAAGAUAAACCUAAAGGGAAAAAGAAGAAAGGCGUCUCGGCCAACAGCAACAAGAGGCCACGUGAAAGUGAUAAACCCGCCAAGGGAAAGGCAUCCAUCAAAAAUCUGUUUAGUAAUGCUGUGCCCAAAAAAGUGGACAUUAAAACCAGUGUGAAGGACGAUGACAUCUUGGCGGAUAUCCUGGGUGAAAUUAAAGAGGAACCGGGAGAAGUAUCCACCAAAGUGGAGAAGGUCAUAGCUCCGGCAAAAAUUGCAGCAGUCAGCAGAAAAUCCGAAGCCGCCGCAGCCAAAGAUUACAUGAACAGUUUCCUGAACAACAUCAAAGUCCAGGAGCAGGAGCGCAAGAAGGCGGAAGCCAGUAGCGAUCACGAAAUGCUGGAACGCAUCCUUAAGCCCAAAGCCACUGUGCCCAACAAAAAGGUGGCCACGUUUGCCUCAUCCACAGUGAAAAAGGAGAAGGAUAUCCCAGAAAUCAAACCCGCCGCCAAAGAACCUAGCCAAGAUGCAUUUUCCGACAAUGAAAUGGAUUUCAGUUGCCUGGAUGACGACGAAAACCAGUUCGAUUUGGAGCAGGCGAAGCAGCCAGAGGAGAAGACUGCUGAAGCCAAGUCCGUAGAAAAGAUAGUCCCCAAAAAGGAGCCCGUAGAAUCGCCACCGAAGCCAGAAGCCGACCCUGAGGACAUGAGCAAAUUGCUGAGCAAUUGGGAGUCCAUUUGCCAGAUGGACGAUGACUUUGAAAAGUCAGUAACCACCGCAGAGAUGGAGGGCCCGAUUUCCUCCAGCGAGCAGUUGCGCUUCUGGUACUGGGAGGCCUGGGAGGAUCCAGCAAAGCUGCCCGGCGAAGUCUUCCUCUUUGGACGAACAGCCGAUGGGAAGUCCGUCUGCGUUAGGGUUCAAAACAUAAACCGGGUGCUCUACCUCUUGCCCAGACAAUAUCUUCUAGAUCCGAUUUCGAAAGAGCCCACCAAGGAAAAGGUAACCGUGGCGGACAUCUACAAGGAGUUCGACAGCGAAGUGGCUACUGAACUGAAGCUGGAAACAUUCCGAUCCCGAAAAGUGAGCAAAAACUUCGCCCACCACGCCAUUGGCAUUGACGUGCCCCAGACCUGCGAUUACCUGGAAGUCCAUUAUGAUGGAAAGAAACCAGCGCCCACCUUGGCUUCAAACAAGAAAUACAACUCGAUUGCCCAUGUCUUUGGAUCCACAACGAAUGCCCUGGAGCGUUUCCUGCUGGAUCGAAAGAUCAAAGGACCCUGCUGGCUGCAAGUGAGCGGAUUCAAACUGAGUCCGGCGCCCAUGAGCUGGUGCAAAACGGAGGUGACUGUGUCGGAGCCAAAGAGUGUGGAGUUGGUCCAGGACAAGGGCAAGCCAGCUCCUCCACCACCACUCACUCUCCUCGCCUUGAAUGUACGCACCUGCAUGAACCCGAAGACCCUGAAAAAUGAAAUCUGCAUGAUUUCCAUGCUCACCCACAACCGAUUCCAUAUUGACCGGCCGGCUCCCCAGCCCGCUUUCAAUCGUCACAUGUGCGCCCUGACCCGACCCGCGGUGGUCAGUUGGCCACUGGACUUGAAUCUGGAAUUGGCCAAAUACAAGUCCACCAAGAUAUACAAGCACGACUCGGAGAAGGUCCUGCUGAACUGGUUUCUGGCGCAGUACCAGCAAAUAGACGCGGAUCUGAUUGUGACGUUCGACGCCAUGGAUUGCCAGUUGAACGUGAUCACCGAUCAGAUUGUAGCCCUGAAGAUACCCCAGUGGUCGCGAAUGGGUCGUCUGAGGAUGACUCAGUCCUUUGGCAAACGAUUGUUGGACCAUUUUGUCGGACGGAUGGUCUGCGAUGUGAAACGGUCUGCGGAAGAGUGCAUUCGAGCCAGGUCCUAUGAUCUUCAGACUUUGUGCCAGCAGGUCUUGAAGCUCAAGGAAUCGGAGCGCAUGGAAGUAAAUGCCGAUGAUCUGCUGGAGAUGUACGAGAAGGGUGAGAGCAUCACCAAGCUUAUAUCCCUGACCAUGCAGGACAACUCCUACUUGCUGCGUCUAAUGUGCGAACUGAACAUCAUGCCGCUGGCCUUGCAGAUCACCAAUAUUUGCGGAAACACAAUGACCAGAACCCUCCAGGGAGGUCGCUCCGAGAGAAAUGAGUUCCUUCUGUUGCAUGCCUUCCACGAAAAGAACUACAUUGUUCCGGAUAAAAAGGCUUCCACUCGACGCGGUGGCGGUGGCGAUGCAGAAAACACCAUCUUGGGAGAUGCCACGUUACCUGCCCGUAAGAAGGCGGCCUAUGCCGGUGGCUUGGUGCUGGAACCCAUGCGUGGUCUCUACGAAAAGUUCGUCUUGCUGAUGGACUUCAACUCCCUGUACCCGAGCAUUAUUCAGGAGUACAACAUAUGCUUCACCACGGUCCAGCAGCCAGUGGAUGCGGACGAGUUGCCAACACUGCCAGACUCAAAAGUGGAUGCUGGUAUCUUGCCCCUGCAACUGAAGCGCUUGGUGGAGUCCCGCAAGGAGGUGAAAAAGCUGAUGGCAGCUCCCGACCUCUCACCCGAACUCCAAAUGCAGUAUCACAUUAGGCAGAUGGCCCUGAAGCUGACCGCCAACUCCAUGUACGGUUGCCUGGGCUUUGCCCAUUCCAGAUUCUUCGCCCAGCACCUGGCCGCCCUGGUCACGCACAAGGGCCGGGAAAUCCUGACCAACACCCAGCAGAUGGUCCAGAAGAUGAACUACGAUGUGGUGUACGGUGACACCGAUUCCAUAAUGAUCAACACCAACAUAACCGACUAUGACCAGGUCUACAAGAUUGGUCGCGACAUCAAGCAGAGCGUGAACAAGAUGUACAAGCAGCUGGAACUGGACAUCGAUGGUGUCUUUGCCUGCCUGCUGCUCCUCAAAAAGAAAAAGUACGCAGCGGUCAAGCUGAGCAAGGACUCCAAGGGCAAUCUGAAGCGGGAGCAGGAGCACAAGGGUUUGGAUAUUGUGCGUCGUGAUUGGUCCCAGCUGGCGGUGAUGGUGGGUAAAGCAGUGCUGGACGAGGUGCUGGCUGAAAAGCAAUUGGAGGAGAAGCUGGAUGCUGUCCAUACCCAGCUGGAGAAGAUCAAGCAGCAAAUCAACGAGGGUGCAGUGCCACUGCCACUCUUUGUGAUCACCAAACAGCUGACCCGAGCUCCUCAGGAGUACGCCAACAGUGCCUCCUUGCCGCACGUCCAGGUGGCCCUGCGCAUGAAUCGGGAACGGAACCGGCGCUACAAAAAGGGUGACAUGGUCGACUACGUUAUAUGCUUGGACGGCACCACAAACGCUGCCAUGCAGCGAGCCUACCACCUGGACGAGCUGAAGAGCAGCGAGGACAAGAAACUGCAGCUGGACACAAACUACUAUCUGGGCCAGCAGAUCCAUCCAGUGGUCACUCGAAUGGUGGAAGUGCUGGAAGGCACUGAUGUGAGUAGGAUUGCCGAAAGCUUGGGAAUGGAUCCCACAAAGUUCCGGCAGAAUGCUCAACGUGCCCAGCGCGAAAUAGCCGAGCAGUCGGAGGGCGAGUCCUUGCUGAAGACCACCCUACAACUAUAUCGAUUGUGCGAACCGUUCCGGUUCCAGUGCAUGUCUUGUAAAACGGAGCAACUGAUGGCCAGUGCCUAUCGUCCUGGGGCUAGUCAUAGCCAUGUUCCGGUGCUCCAGCAAUGUGCGAAAGCAGAGUGCCAAACGGCUCCCAUUCAGUACCUGGCCAGCAUCCGAAAUCAGCUUCAGCUGGACAUAAGGCGUUAUGUACAGCGAUUCUACAAGAACUGGCUGGUUUGCGAUCACCCGGACUGCAACUACAACACGAGAACCCAUACCCUGAAGAAGGAUUUGCGACGGCCGCUGUGCCAGAAGUGUAAGAGUGGCAGCCUGCUGCGACAGUAUACAGAGCGGGACCUGUACAAUCAGCUCUGCUACCUGAGAUUUAUGUUCGACCUUGGAAAACAGCAGCUGCAGCAGAAACCCACCCUCACCCCAGAACUGGAGCAGGCCUACCAGCUUCUGUACGAGACCGUGGACCAGCACUUGCAGACCUCCUCCUAUGUGGUCAUUUCUCUGAGGAAACUCUUCGGGCGCUCCCUCACGAAUAUGGGCAUGCAGACGGCAAAGCUAAAGGCCCGAACCGAUCUAGUUGCCAGCACUUUGGCAGAUGUCUAAUGAGUUUAAUUAACUAGCCUUUGUUUUUAAAAGAAAUUAAAAUUACUACAAAACCAA